This is a messenger RNA of Symsagittifera roscoffensis, 3312 nucleotides long. RefSeq names its product alpha-actinin-like. Gene Ontology annotation, molecular function: actin filament binding; calcium ion binding. Gene Ontology annotation, biological process: actin cytoskeleton organization. The record is from RefSeq and is a predicted model, not a curated record. NCBI's taxonomy places the organism in Eukaryota, Metazoa, Xenacoelomorpha, Acoela, Convolutidae. Gene Ontology annotation, cellular component: cell junction; plasma membrane; cell projection. The transcript is spliced from 21 exons. Bases 7 to 2742 code for a protein of 911 amino acids.
GUUAAAAUGUACAGUGGAGGCGGUUUUAUUGGAGAUACGUAUAGUGGAGGAUAUGAACCUAAUGGCAUCACUUACUACGAUCCUGGAGAUUUUGAUGACUAUUAUGAUCAAGAAAUAGACGAGUUCCUUCUUGAUCCAGCUUGGGAAAAGCAACAAAAGAAAACCUUUACAGCUUGGUGCAACUCGCAUCUGAGAAAGGCAUCCACUCAAAUCGAUGAAUUGGAAAAUGAUCUACAGAAUGGACUCAAACUUAUGUUGCUUUUGGAGAUUCUCUCUGGCGAACGUCUUCCGGCUCCAGAUCGGGGCAAAAUGCGGUUCCACAAAAUAGCCAACGUGAAUAAGGCAUUAGAUUUCAUCAACAGAAAAGGAGUUCAGUUGGUAUCAAUUGGAGCCGAAGAAAUUGUGGAUGGAAAUCUGAAAAUGACCUUGGGAAUGAUCUGGACUAUCAUUCUUAGAUUCGCAAUUCAGGACAUUUCUGUCGAAGAAUUGAGUGCGAAGGCGGGUCUGUUGCUCUGGUGUCAAAGAAAAACUCAGCCGUACAAAAAUGUCAACGUGCAGAAUUUCCAUAUGAGCUUCAAGGACGGUCUAGCGUUCUGCGCUUUGAUCCACAAACACCGCCCGGAACUUAUAGAUUACCACUCGCUACGAAAGGAUGACCCUUACACGAAUCUGAAGACAGCCUUCGAGGUGGCUGAGAAACACCUGGACAUCCCCAUCAUGUUGGAUCCAGAAGACAUCAUAGAGACAGCUAGACCGGAUGAGAAGGCAAUCAUGACCUAUGUGUCCUGCUACUACCACGCCUUCUCAGGGGCUAUGAAGGCAGACACAGCUGCCAGUAGAAUCACGAGGGUGUUGGAUUUUCACCACGACAACGAGAAGAUGAUGGAAGACUACGAAAGACUCGCUUCUGAGCUGCUGAAGUGGAUCAACGCGACUGUGCCGUGGCUACAGCAGAAGCGAAUCAGUGAUGGUCCCUCUACUCUGGCAGCAGUCCAGGCCAAACUGGAGGAGUUCAGACACUACAGACGAAGUGAGAAGCCUCCGAAGGUACAGGACAAGUUGGACCUGGAAACGAAAUACAACACACUGCAGACUAAACUGAGACUGAACAACAAAAGUGCCUUUUUGCCAUCCGAGGGAAAACUAGUCGCCGACAUUGUUCACGCAUGGAAAGGCUUGGAAGUUGCAGAAAAGGGAUUCGAAGAGUGGCUUCUAGCUGAAAUGAGAAGACUAGAGCGCCUGGAACAUCUGGCAGCCAAAUUUGCAGUGAAAGCGAACAGUCAGGAGUCAUGGAGUACUGGGAAGGAGGAUGAGUUGAGUGGGGCAGUGACUGCGAGACAGUUGCAUGAGGUGCGUGCUCUCAGGAGAAGACACGAGGCAUUCGAGAGUGACCUCACAGCCCAUCAGGACAGGGUGGAACAGAUUGUGGCCAUUGCUGAGGAACUGAAUGCUCUUGGCUACCAUGACGCUCCGGCUAUCAACCAGAGAUGUCAGCGAAUCUGUGACACGUGGGACCUGCUGGGGGAACUGAGUGGCAAACGGAGACACACUUUAGAGGAUUUGGAGAAAGCGAUGGACAGAAUUGAUCAGUUGCACCUAGAAUUCGCCAAGAGAAUAGCACCAUUUUACAACUGGGUAGACAGUGCAUGUGAGGACUUGACAGACAUGUUCAUAGUGCACACAGUGUCAGAGGUCACUGACCUAUUACAGGCCAAUGCCCACUUCAAACAGACACUGCCUGAGGCAGAGACAGAGUACAAUGCCAUAUGUCAGCUGCAGUCUGAAGUGCAGAGAUUCGCACAGAGUCACAACCUGGCGGGCCAUGCAGUGUCCAAUCCGUACACAGUGAUCCAGCUGAGUGCUCUGAGUGGCAAGUGGAGUGACAUGAUGUCCCUGGUGCCCCUGAGGGACAGGAAUCUACAGCACGAACUCAGUCGCCAGGAGAACAACGAGCGCCUGCGUCUCCAGUUCGCCCAGAAGGCCAACGGUGCCGGACCCUGGAUUGAGAAGGCGAUCGAGUCAGUGACUGCCGUCCACACUCAGAUGACGGGCACUCUGGAUUCACAACUGGCCAAGUUGAAGCAGCACCAGACUGCUGUCUAUCAGUACCAGCCAAACAUAGACCAGAUGGAGAGUGUCAAUCAGCAAAUUCAAGAGAGCAGGGUCUAUGACAACCCGCACACGCCCUACACCAUGGAGAUGUUGCGUAUCAGUUGGGAGCAGUUGGUGACUAGUGUGUCGAGGAGUGUGAAUGAGUUGGAGAACCAGAUCAUGACCAGGGAGGCCAAGGGCAUCACGGAGGCACAGUUGCAGGAGUUCAAAGCAUGCUUCAACCACUUCGACAAGAAGCGGUCUCUUCGUCUGCCCCAGAAGGACUUCAAAUCGUGUCUCCUCAGUCUCGGAUACAACAUCGCCGACGACUUCCGAGGCAAUGAGGAGAUGAAGCGCAUCCUGAAGAUAGUGGAUCCGAAUGGCUAUGGGUACGUGACGUUCCAGGCCUUCCUGGACUUCAUGACGAGGGAGACUGCACAAGUGGACACUGUUGAACAAGUGAUCGAGGCAUUCAGAGUACUCGCCAACGACAAACCGUACAUCAUGCCGGAUGAGUUGAGACGGGACUUGCCCCCGGUCCAGGCCGACUAUUGCGCCCAAAGGAUGCCCCCCUACCAGGGCAGAGGAGACGCACCUCAGGGGGCACUGGACUACGCCACCUUCACCUACUCACUAUUCGCUCACAGGUGAACAGAUAACAGCAGAGAUAGAUACAAUAAGAACGGACCAAUCAGAUAUGACUGCAAAUAAUGUUGACUGGAAAAAGAACCAAUCAGAAAGGACUACGAAUGAUAAAGAAAAAAAAAGAAAAGUAAAAAGUCAAAUCAGAUGCGACUUUAAAUAACAAAAAAUGAGCGGACCAAUCGCGAACAAGUAUUUUUAGCUGAAAUACCGAAAAUUGACAAACGAUAGAUUGCAUUGUUCGAUAACUUUGCAAGAUAAUUGAUGUAAACGAAAAGUGCAAUUACUUAAAACUAUUUUCAAUAAACUGGCAAUAAUUGUGAAACUGUUAAUUGUGCUAUUAAAAUUCGGUUUUGAUCUUUAGUAGCUCGAAUGAUAGGCUGUUCUCAGCAAUUGUAUAGUGGCAAUGGUUAAACAGGAUUGUAAAUGAAUUUCACAAUUAACUUACCUAUCUGGGAACAGUUUUAGGGAGCAAACUACUUAUUUGGGGUCUAUUUUCAUGAAAGAAAGACCGAAUGCCUGAAAAAGUCUCAAAAUAUUAGCAAACAUCAAAACUGACUUCAAAACUCCUAAAAAGUC